Venturia canescens is the source of this 1429-nucleotide messenger RNA. RefSeq names its product antitrypsin-like. Lineage: Eukaryota; Metazoa; Arthropoda; Insecta; Hymenoptera; Ichneumonidae. Gene Ontology annotation, molecular function: serine-type endopeptidase inhibitor activity. The record is from RefSeq and is a predicted model, not a curated record. Bases 35 to 1303 code for a protein of 422 amino acids. The transcript is spliced from 9 exons.
GUUUUUCAUUGCGGAGUGUUUCGCUACGUAAGAAAUGCGCUUGUUAUCAGUUAUCGGUAUUGUCACGUUGUACGUGACAGUAAACACAAAUGGGCUCCCAGCACCAGCGAGUACCGUGAAAACAUGGCUAUCAAAUGACAAGAGGGAUCAAAGUCAACAGUUUGUUUCGAAUUUGGCCAGGAAUUUUUCGUCUUUUUACUUUGAUCGCAUGACCGAAUAUGUCGGCAAGAAUCGAAUCGUUUCCUCUCUGAGCGCUUUCAUCCCCAUGUCAUUGCUGUCUUAUGGAGCUCGAGGAGAAACAAGAAAAAAUUUCUUGGACGUAAUCCGACUUCCGAAGCAUAAAGCCCGGAUGGCCGAAAAUGGUUAUAAAAUAAUGUUGCAAAGUUUGGCAAAAUAUGAUAUUCGCCUCGAAACAAAAAUGUUGGUUCCGACCGGUGUCAGAUUGAAUCCCGAAUUCAUUGAUUUGAGUACGAAAGUAUUCAAUACAGAAAUCGAGUAUGCCGAUACGACCGAUGUAACGGACAAGCAGAAAAAUCCUACGGAGUUAAUCGAGCCACAACCUACCGGUCGGGCCCUGAGUUUCAGCCUUAACAACACUAUUCGCUUCAAGGGGAUUUGGAAGAAGGCAUUCGAUAAAUUUUUCACUACACUACGUCCUUUCCAUGCGUUCGGCGAUGAUGAUCCAGUAAUGGUACCGACCAUGUACACAACUGGCCGAUUUAAGCACGGUCGGAUCGACGAAAUCAGCGCGAGUUUCGUAGAACUUCCAUACGAGAGCAACAGCGAGGACGACGCCAUGAGCAUGUUCAUAUUACUUCCGGACGAGGUGGAAGGUGACGACUGGGUUUACAUGAUAAGCAACCUCAGAAAUAUAACUCUGAGCAGACUAUUAAAUAGCACAGAAAAAGAGGUCGCGGUAACUCUUCCAAAAUUCAACAUCGAAACGGAACUGUCACUCAAUGAGUUUCUGAACCGGAUUUCCAGUUUCAGUGGGCCAUCAAACUUUUCCGGCAUUUUCGAUGCAGAUGCUCAGUUCGAUCUUGGUGAAUCAGUUACGAAGAUCGUAAUCGAAGUCGACGAGGAGGGCGAAGAAGCCGCAGCAUCAAGUGGAAUAUCUUAUUACGACAGCACUGUGCUCGCGACGUUAGAUUCAAAAACUCGGUCUGCUGCACGAGAAGUUACCGAGUUCAACGUCGAUCGUCCAUUCGCUGCGCUGAUAAUAACCAAGGGAAACAUUUUUAUGGACAUAUUUUGUAUAAAUUACCCUGGCAGCGAAUAUCCACCCUACGGUAUGAUUAUUUAGUGUUGGAAACCCAGUUUAACGUUUGUCAGCGGCGUAUCGAAUGGCAGAGUUACAAAAAAUUGUUAAGAUUGUACCAAAAAUAAAGACGAUCGUGAUUUAUACUACAAUUGUAGAAAACAAUGAAAU